Messenger RNA from Mya arenaria, 3873 nucleotides. Its product is annotated as protocadherin gamma-A4-like. The record is from RefSeq and is a predicted model, not a curated record. Gene Ontology annotation, biological process: homophilic cell-cell adhesion. Bases 1 to 3321 code for a protein of 1106 amino acids. The transcript has 25 exons. Gene Ontology annotation, molecular function: calcium ion binding. Gene Ontology annotation, cellular component: plasma membrane. Lineage: Eukaryota; Metazoa; Mollusca; Bivalvia; Myida; Myidae.
AUGUUGUUCUUUCUAUUGCUCCUCGGAUUUGCUGUCGGUCACGUGACGGGCUUCGAGUGCGUCUCCGGUGACUUUAUCAACUCGGACCCGUGUACCUGCACUGGAGUUAGAAUAUCGAUCAGCGUGAACGACUCUGUAGCAAAAGGUACCACAGUGACAUUUUUCAAUUUCACCGAUGGUUCGUACGCCUGGUAUAUGACGGGAUCCAUGUGUGGCUACUGGAACGUCACCGACGAUGGGCAGGUUGUUCUCGCCAUGGAUAUAGGUCCUCCCACAUGCUAUAGUCAAAAAGGGGGUGAUGACUGCCAUAUUUUCUGCAAUAACCCAGACAAAACGUUUCUAGUUUCCACAGAGGUCGAUACGGUCGAUCUUUAUCCACCAGUCUUUUUGAACGAUUCUUACGAGGUGAACGUGACCGAGGACAAAGGUGUUGGAACAGAGAUUGUACAAUUUGGUGUUACACCCGGGUUUCCCAUGCCAGAAAACAAAGACUGCAGUGAGAGUUGGUUGAACGUUAAAAUUGAGAAUGGAUAUGGAAUCUUCAAUGGAAUUAACACUGUGAAGCUAGUCAAUGAGCUUGACUAUGAAUCUAAUGAACAAUACCUCCUGACAGCGAUCGUAACUUCAGGAUCCGGUGGGAGUGCCAGCAGGGUGAUAACGGUGAACGUUGAUGACGUUGAUGAUAACGACCCCACAUUUGACGUCGGCGGUUACAGCCUUGACUUCCUAGAAGAGCGUACCUCUGACGGGUGGCUGACUACCAGUCCCCCCGUACACUGCUUUGACCAGGACGUCGGCAUCAACGCAACCAUAAUGUACGCCUUCGCAGGGAAUAUUACCACUAACCGGGGACUGCGUAUCUCCAACACCACGGGACGGAUUUCAGUGGUUGAACGAUUCGACAGGGAGACCAACAACACAUUCAAAAUGGACAUCUUGUGCUAUCAAGAGGACGACGCCAGGAAGACGGCGGAAGCCUCACUUGUCGUGAACAUUUUGGAUAUCAAUGAUCACCUGCCUGAAUUUGCUCCGGAACAUUACAAUGUCACUAUACUGGAACACCAACCUAUUCCUUACGUCACUUCAGUCUCUGCAACAGACAAAGACCUGGGUAACAACUCCGUGAUCGAGUUUGAAAUUCUGAACGACACGAAGGUAUUCGUUAUUGACAAGACCAGCGGGAUCCUGGGUGUUCGCAAUUCGUCAGCCCUGGACAGGGAAGUGAUGGACGAAAUGACCGUGUUGAUCAUUGCAAAAGACUUGGAUGGUAACAUAUCUACAAGUACAGCCACCAUCACUAUUCGCCUGCUCGACCAGAACGACAACACUCCCGCGUUCACACAGGACAGAUAUGUGUUCCGCGUACCCGCUGCCACGGUCAAUGAAGGCGCAGAAAUAGGAACGGUUACGGCACAUGAUGCAGACGAGAAAGGCACGGGGAAUUCAAACGUGUCAUACUCGCUGCAUUCGCCCGGCAAUACUCCUUUCUCGGUGGAUUCAAUAUCUGGCAAUAUUUCAAUAUUAUCAGAAGAGCCUCUUAAAUUGAGCGAAACGUACAGCUUCUUGGUAACUGCUUGCGACAACCCUUCGACUGAUAAUAACAGGCGAUGUAAUUUUGCAACCGUCAUCGUUCUUUUCAACUGGAAUUCAAGUCUUGUAGAAGAAACCUUACAUAUGACGGUGAAAGAAAAUGUACCUGUGGGAACAUUUGUUGGACAAAUACCAGUCCGAGGCGACUAUUACAUUUGUUCCAGUGAUGCAUUUUAUGUGGAUAAAUCCAGUCAAAUGCUAACAACAAACACCGAAAUGGACAGAGAAGUUAACGCAACGUUUGAGUGUGACGUCCACGUGUUCAUGUAUGAUCAGGUGGUUGGAAAUUUUUCUGUAUACAUUACGGUGAUCGAUGAAAAUGACAACGCGCCAGUGUUUGAAACAAAUGAAUACUUCCUUACAAUGAAAUUUCCACCGCAGGAGGACAGUCUGUUAACAUCCAUUUUGGCGACUGAUGAAGACAACGGUGACAAUGGGAACGUCUCGUAUUGGCUGCACAGCACGAGUUCGCAUUUGUUCACACUCAAUGCCGGGACCGGCAACCUGACGACAGGUCGGGAAUGGUCGUCACCUUCCACGGCUCGCAUAUUGUCCGUGUACCAGUUUUUGGUCACAUCACGUGAUCACGGAAACCCUCCUCUGUCGUCUGCUGUGCCAGUUUUUGUAUCGUUUAUCAAAAUAAAGAAUAGCACGGCUGUGACCAUUCCUUGCCCUUUACUACUGGACACGCUUCGAAAAUACACGUCACACAUAGAAAGGGGCAUUGCUGCGGCAACAGGAUUCGUCGAUGUUGUUAUAUCUGAUUUUGAAGAGAAGCUGUUCAAUGGAAAGGAGUCUGUUGUGUUCAUAAAUGUUUCUGCCAGAGAUGAAAACCAGAGUUCCAUCGAGUCAACCAUUUUACAAAGAGCCACAUUCGAUUACUGGUCAGGCAUAGAGGAUCUGUUCCAUUCGUACAUGUCUGCCAACAUUCAGGUCAUGCGCGACAACUCUGAUAUGUCAACUGCGGUUAUAGCCCUGAUUGUCCUUGCAUGCGCCAUAUUUGUUGGCUCAGUUAUUGCUAUUGUCGUCGUCUGCAAGCAGUGGCAAAGCCAUUUGCGCGAAAACCGUUUGUACGAUUCGCUAAGAAGACCAAGUACAAUGUACGACUCCCAAGAAAUGCGUUUGGAUUUUGGCACUGAGCUUCCCAGUCGGUUUAGUUCAUUUCGCCAAAGCCCACGAAAAGAGUCUGAUAUAACAAUGGAGGGUAGUUUUGGUUUGGGAUAUGUUAACACUGGCUACAACGAUGAUGACCAAGACAACCCUAAAUCCCCAACGUGGAGUACAAGUGAAACUCCCCGCGUACCGAGAUGGACGACAACUGAUUCGCUCAAAGAUGCGAUUGAGAGCCUUGACGAAUUGACCACGCGGCUAAAUGCAGAGGACAGCAUCUCGAGGGUGACCAGUCUUUCGCUUGAAAGAAGAUCCCAGCGCUCGGCAAAGAGUGAACCAACUACUCCUCGACAAGUGGUUAUCGAUGGAAGCGUCGCUGCAUCAUCGCCAGUGCGUCCGAUGUCGGAUAAACACAAUUACGUCAACACACGUAUUGGCCCUGCAGUCACCACGAACCAUAUGCUGCAGGAAAAUGAUUCUACAGAUGCAUCGAAUACGAUUUUAAAUGAUAAAGACGGUUACAUAACUGUUAUUCCCGAUUCUUCUAUUGCUGUGAAAGAAAUUGAAGACGAGAGUCUACAGACAAACGAAACCGUUUACGAGGAAUCCACAGCUUUUUGAUACACGACGUGAUAAACCUGAUACGUAUAUGUUCAAUCAAGUAUCAAAGACUUCUUAAUAAAACAUACAGGUGGCUAACUGUGUUGUGUGUCAACACGUUUCUUGCUCAUAUAUUGUAGUCGACUGUCAAUACACUUCCUUAUUUUCUAUCGUUAUACAUUUAUAUUUUGAUGCCAAAUGUGGGUUGUGUUUUUUCGAAACAUUGCUGAUGUGGUCAAAGUGCAUGGUGCUUGUUCAAGGCAAAUGCAAAUAUUGUGAAUGGAGAUGUCCAGGCUGUUGUCGCUAAAUGUAAUCUAUGGAAACAAUUGGUUUCACUUGCCAGUGCCCUAUACACGUUAAGUGUUUUUGCAGCUGUUGUUUGACCUGUAUUUAUUUAAGUUCAUUAAUAUAUGCUGAACUUUUAACUAUCCAAACACUAUAUACAAAUGUAGGAAUUCAUAAUCCUCUAUUAUGAAAUAAUAAUAAUGAAUAAUAUUGUGUUAAGAAAUAAGUUAUUUGUAGCUCAUACAUAUGCAUUUUUUAACAAUGAUAUAGUUGUAUGUCAUUAUUUGC